Molecule: messenger RNA, 3483 nt
Organism: Manduca sexta (tobacco hornworm)
Lineage: Eukaryota; Metazoa; Arthropoda; Insecta; Lepidoptera; Sphingidae
Gene: Nemp
Product: nuclear envelope integral membrane protein 1
Exons: 9
Coding region: 159-1499 (446 amino acids)
Cellular component (GO): nuclear envelope
Source: RefSeq, a predicted model, not a curated record
GGUUUUGUUUUUGAUUUGUGACAACUGACGCGCGUGGAUACAUGCUCUAAUUUUGGAAGCUGAAUAUUUUUCCUUGCGAUAACAAACACGUUAUGUUAAUCUACUAACGUCCAACGAAACUGUACAGUUGGAGGUAAUUUGCAACUAGAAAAAUAAACAUGGCCUGCUGGAGGCACAUUGUGAUGUUAUUGUUCUGGUUUAUUUGUUUAUUUUCACAUGCAAAUUCUUUACCUUACGUCGUUCACUAUCUUAGCGGACCUGCAAGUAUAGAGCGAGAUGUGCCAACAGCGUCAGCAAAACAGACUCUUGACAUCUAUUGCUACACAGGCACAUCUAAAAGCUUGUUUACUUUGUGGCAAACAGUCAAGUUUCAUAUAAAAUUAAAGAAUGACGAAUUCAGAUAUUACAUGGGGAAAGAUGCAGAGGAAGUAUAUCAAGCCUACACAGAAGACAGUUACGGAUGGUCAGUGGUCAAUCCGUUUCAGAAGAAAGCACAAAAGACCAUGACACUUGGUCUGUAUGAUCAGACAUGCAUUGCAUUGAAUACAAAGGAACGACACACUAUUGAUUUGCUCGUGCAACGAGUGGACCUCUGGCGUGUGCUGCUCAUGUGUUUGGGUAUUGGACUGAUAUUUGCAUCUAAAUCUUUGAGCGGUAACCCUGUGUUCUUUUACUUCUGCGGAAUAUUUGUUGGAGUUUUUGCCUCCUUUAUGAUUCUGGUGUACUAUGUCAGUAAGCUUCUCCCAAAGAAAACCCUCACCUAUGGUAUACUGAUCGGUGGCUGGACGGUUGGUGUGUAUAUAUUCCAGCAGAUAUGGGAGAACAUACGCAGCCUGAUGGUUUCCUACCAGACAUACAUGUUCUGGUACACACUGAUAGUAAGCUUCGUCAGCUUUGUGGUGUGCUACAGGAUUGGUCCGCCCAGGAACCAGCGUAGCAAGAACCUUGUCAUGUGGACUUUGCAGAUGGUUGGUGUACUGAUGAUACUCUUCAGCAGCGAGUACCAGGAGGCGGCCGCGGCAAUCAUCAUCACCACCCUCGUUGCCAAGUACUUCCCGGAAUCUUUGCAGUACAAAAUACUUGGAUACUGGCGUCGCAAGUUCCCGCCCAAGCAACGCUUUUUAACCAAUGAAGAAUAUUAUGAAGAAGGAGCCAGAGAGACGAAGAAGGCUUUGGAGAAUCUGCGGAAGUAUUGCUCCAGCCCCGACUGCGCGCAAUGGAGUAUCAUGCUCAAACUGCAUGACUCCAAGAGGGUUGUACAAGAAGAUAGUGUUUGGACACCGCGAAGAAGAUUACGUAGGGAAGAACCCGGCACUAGCCGGGAUAGCGGCAGGUUUGCAAGCUUCGUAGAAGGUAACUCUCAUCUCAGCGAUGACGAAGUGAUGGACUACGAGGCAUAUGCGUUCUCUAUGGAGCGUAAUCAGAAACCGCAGCCCAUAGCCAACUCCACCAGGGUCUUGGAGAUAUCAGACGAUGAUGACAGUGAUGAUGAUGAUUGAGCUAUCUUGGUUGAUGAUGUAACGAUUGGCUCAUGUCCUGCAAGAUUUGAAAGUGUGCAGAAUUGUUGUGAAUAACGGAUUACCUCUAAGUAUGAGUUCUAUGACUUUUGAGGCUUUCCAUUUGAGCUUAAUAAACAUGUAAAAGUUCAAUUACGUCUAUUCUAGACCUUAUGAUAGUGCAGUAAUGUGGAAAUUGUAUCAACCAAUAACAUAAUUUAAAGUGAAAUGUGUGUUGGCAUAUUAGAUAUACAACACACAUUCAUUUAAUAAUUGGGUGUGGUGUACGUCAUUCUGAGGUAACCUAUGGUGUAAUGUGUGAUUUUUUAUUUAGAUCUAUUGAAUUGUAAGGCUACACUUGUGUGUAAGUGUUUUUGUAUAAUAAACAAAAUUAAGACAUUUUUAACAAAAAGGCUAAUUGAACUCUUAGGUUAUAUUCUAAAAAGUUUUCUAUUUUGUUGCUAAUAUUAAGCAAUUUAAAACAAUAAUUUACAUUUAACAUAAUUACGUGAUUCUUAAUUUUUUACUGUGUUUCUAAAUAUCUUACUGAGGUUGUUGAAUACCAUGUCCUCUAUACUAAUAUCAGAUAACCUUGUGUAAAAUUUAAGCUCACUUAAGUUUUUUAAUUUAUUUAUUCACUAUGUAAAAUUAGUGGAGGGACCUUUAAACAGGGUAUUCAGUAUUCGAUUAUUGUUUCUAAUAUAUUAUAUAAAAUAUGACCUUUUAUUUAGGGAAUUAAAACACCUGUGUAUUUUUGCUUAUGCCAAGUUUGAAGUGUGAAGAAAAAACAGAUUAUACUUAAAAGUAAUAUUCAUAGGCAGUGACAAAUAAGAUAGGUCAAACCACACAUUGGAAAUCUUUAUACGAUUUUUUUUGCGAUUUACUCUGCCAUUUUCAUAAUUUUUUUGCAUAUAUUUUUACUACAUACAUGUACGCAUGAACUGGUGUGUGUUUACUUAGAUCCCUUGACUAAAAAUACAUACUGUGUUACUGAAGUCUAUUUCAAACUUUGCUUAUCUUAAGAUGACUCAACGCUCCACAUCAAAUUAAAAUGUUGACCAACAUUGAGUAAAUUUCUGAGGUUUGUACUCUCAAUGAUCAAAAUAAGAUAAGCAAGUCGUUGACAAAUAGCAACAGUUUGUUCAUUUAUUUUUAGCCUUUCAGUCUCGAACAAUGGUCUGUUGUAAAAUUAAGAUGUUUAGCUUUCGAUUUUGAUAAAAUAUAUUGAUCUCUAAUAUAGUUUUAAUACGGAUGUUUAAAAAUAUUAUUAAAUAACAAUAAACUAACAUACAAAAUAAAAAGAUAUGCUCAGAAUAAGGAAAAAAUAAGUUUCCAAUAAAAAAGAUUUUCUGUCAAUUGUUUGAUAUUUUUAUGUAAGUCAUGAAUAUAACGAAAAGGUAUUAAACGACGACUACUAAUUAGAAUGGAUAAAGUAUUUUAAAUUAAGUAGUUUUGAAAACCUUGAAGUGUGAAGAUAUCCUGUUACAAAACGGUGCCUUAACUUAAAAAAAAUGUUAAUUGUAGCGAAGUUGAGUUGUCCCUAUUUUUUAAAUUAUCCAGUCUCAUUUGUAACUCUACAAAGGAACUUAAAAUGACCUGUAGUCUUCUCAUUGUAGUUACUUAAUGCUGAGAGUUUCUUAAAAUCAACUUCAAUGUAUAAACGAGGGGACUGAAUAGUUAGGUAUUUUAAAUGAAAUAAAUAUUGUUAGUAAUAAUUUAAUUGCGUUAAAAUGUUUUUUGUACGUUAACAAACAUUACAACAUUUAAUUAUAGCACCAAAUGCAUCUAAAUCAAUUCUCUGAUGUAAGGCAUAGAAUUUUUGUCAGAAAGUAAAGAUAACCACAAAUAUUUAUUUUAUAGUUUGUUGUGUCAUGUUGAAAUUCAUUUGAAAAUAAAUUAAUUUAAUUGGCAGUAAUCGCGUCCAUGUAUUGACAAUAUUUGAUACCUAUGUUAUGGUAUUGCUUAAUAUAAAAAUAUAUCCUACAAA